This is a messenger RNA of Clonostachys byssicola, 1441 nucleotides long. The record is from the annotation of a GenBank genome assembly. Lineage: Eukaryota; Fungi; Ascomycota; Sordariomycetes; Hypocreales; Bionectriaceae.
AUGCGUUCUACUCUGAUCUGUACGACCCUUGCUGCAGGCGCCCUGGCGGCCCGCCCGUGGAUCAAUGAGCCAGAUACUGGGUUAGAAGAGGUCAUCGGAGACACUCCCAAAGGCUCACUGCCCGACCUCAAGGCUAUGGUUGGCUUACCUGACUUUGACUGGGCUGCGAGGAACUAUCUUCCUCUCUUGAACUACACUUACUACCGCAACGGAGCAGCGGGCGAAUCCUCGUACCGGAACAACCUGGAGGUGUUUGGCCGUUACACCUUCAUCCCUGAGGUGAUGAAUGAUAUUACUAAGAUUGAGGAGUCUUUACCGUAGGUUUUAUACCUGGUUAAGGUAGACUGGUAGUUCUGACAUUUAAUAGUACUACUAUCCUCGGCCACAACUUCUCGGCUCCCUUUUACAUCAGCCCCUGCGCCUACGGCGCUUACGGGCAUCCCAAUGCGGAGGCUAACCUUGUCAAGGGAGCUGCUGCUGGCAAGAUUCUGUACAUUGUAAGUUCAUUGACACUCAAUUGAGGGAUAUGUCUAACAAAUUACAGCCCUCGGGCUACGCCAGUCUGUCCAUUGAGGAAAUCCAUGCUCUCAAGGCCGAGGGCCAGGUCGUGUUCCAGCAGGUAUGUGAAUGUAAGAGCAAUCUAUAAUUCUUGCUGUACUAAUACUUCCCAGCUCUACCUCACUACCAACGAUACUGAGACCCAGAGCCUCUUUGACCGCAGCAAGGCUGCUGGAGCCGAUGCUCUGGUUUUCACCGUCGAUGCUCCCAUCUUCGGCUCUCGCCACCGCGCUGCCCGCCUUGAUGUAAGCUUGGCGUAAGUAAAGUCCAUACAUAUACCAUAUUUUCGAACCAUACGCUAACCAUCGUGCUUAGAUCUGUCCCCUACCGCCACAUCACGGUAAGUAGCACCAUAUGAUUAAGUCGACAAACCCUGUAUACUAAUAACACGCACUCUCAGUGGGACUACUAUCACAAACUCCAGAACAUGACAGAUCUCCCCAUCAUUGUCAAGGGUAUUAUGAGUGUCAAGGAUGCAAAGAAGGCGGUUGAGAACAAGGUUCCUGCCAUUGUCCUCUCCAACCACGGCGGUCGCCAGCUCGAUGGCGCCCCAUCUGCCCUGGAAGUUGCAAUUGAUAUCUACAAAGAGGCUCCUGAGAUAUUCAACCAGACCGAAGUGUUCGCUGACGGCGGAGUUCGCUACGGCACUGAUGCCCUCAAGCUUCUCGCCCUUGGUGUCAAGGCUGUUGGUCUCGGCCGCCCCUUCAUGUACUCGAAUGUGUUCGGCCAGGAGGGUGUUGAGCGCGUCAUCGAGCUUUUCAAGAAGGAACUUGCUGUUGAUGGCGCCAAUGUGGGACUUGGGUCUCUGAAGGACAUCAAUGCCGGCUUUGUGAGUAGACUCUAUAUGUUUGGUUCUUCACCAGCUAACUUGUCGCCAGCUUAA